AUGGCGCGACGAGUGCGAACAGGAUGCAUCACCUGUCGAGCAAGGAAGAUCAAAUGCGACGAAACCGCCGGCGGGUGCCAGAACUGCCGUCUCCGCCAGCUGCAGUGCGACUUUCAAGCGAAUCCCCUGCACGAGCCAAUCCAGAAUGAUUGCGGGCAGAAAGAUACCCGCCCAGCCUGUCAACCCUGUCGACAGGCCCGGGCGAGAUGCUCGCGUGGGCAUCCCUGCAGUCGAUGUCUCGCGCGAGACGUUCCCUGCGUCUAUCCCCCUGGCCGACCUGGCGAUGGCCUCAGCUUGACUCCGGCUGCCAGUGCGCGACUCGCCGCUGGCUUACGCAAGGUUGAAAGAACUCAUAAUAGAGAGGCCAUAAACAACAACAACAACAUCAACAUCUCUCUCCAACAUGUGUCUGCGUUCUUCGAGUGUAUUGCUCCAUACCAGGCCAACGGCUUCCUGCACCGAGCAACUCUCCAGCAGAGACUCGCCGAACAGACGGUGCCAGAAACCCUGAUUCUGGCCCUGUGUGCCAUCACCGCCCGCUUUGUCCAGGGCUCAUCCGUGUCGGCCAGCCAGCUGGCCGAACAGGCCCAGCAGCGCCUGUUCGAUACCGACGAGAUCUCCGUGUCGCACUGUGCGGCGGCGGUGCUCCUGGCGAAACACGCGGCGUACAGCGGGAGAUUCAACACGGCGUUUCUGUUGGCAGCGUUGGCGAAUCGAUACGCGUUGAAAUUGCGUCUAUACACCGAAGGCACUGGCAAUGCUAUUGCUAGCAAUAUGUGGAUCGAUCAGGAACAGAACCGCCGGCUGAUGUUUGCCUGUUAUGCGGUCGACCGCAUGACGGCCACCGGGAGGGAAGAGUUGACCUGCAGUCGGGCCCGAGAUAUCAUGAUCCAGCUGCCGGCCGAUGAAUAUAGUUUCCAACAUGGAAUCCCCUGUAUCACCCCGCUGCCGACGCUGGAAGGAGAGGAAAGGGCCGAGAGUCGCGACGGGGUGGGAAUCAUGGGCCAUUACGUUCUGCUGGUUGGCAUCCGCUAUGGCAUCUUACGAUACAUUGAGAAUAUCACUCAUCAAGACCCCCCCUGGCAAGGCAAAGAGUACGACCUCCUGCUGCGCAAACUGGCUCGGUGGAAGACAAACCUCCCCGCCAGACUGUCGCUGACAGAAAGCAACCUCAACCAGAGCGAGACAGCCAAGCAUGGCCCUCUGGUGAUGCUCCAUCUGUGGUGGGACAUGCUUCACUGCGAGCUGUUCCGGCUCGCCCUGCAGACGCACCAGCCCGACGUCCAGGCUUUGUUCCUCGCAGCGCCCCCAGGCUGGAUCACCCAGACGCAGGACCGAUGCGUGAUGCACGCCAGACAAAUGGGGAGCACCUUGUCCCUGCUGGAAAGCUGCAGCCCGGGCUGUGUGGUUUACGAUCCCUCGCUGGCGAUGCUGUGCUAUGCCGCCGUCAAGAUCCAGUUGCUCUACGCCGUGUCGAGAGAUCCGUUGGGUCUCCAGGGGGAAGCCGUUCAUUAUCUCUCUGUCCUGCUGCAGGUUGUCGAUCGACUGACGCCGUUUUUCAACACGGCUGCUGUGCUGUUGGAUGAAAUGAAGUGGACGCUGCGGCAACAUGGGAUUGGGCCAUGGAGUGAAUCUCCCCCUGCAGACGCAAAAGACCAUCCAUGGCUGGACCGGGUGAGGGAUAUGGAGCAGGGCUAUCUGAUUGACAUUGAUCAGUUGCUGAUGCCGUUGUUGUAG
Penicilliopsis zonata CBS 506.65 is the source of this 1737-nucleotide messenger RNA. RefSeq lists its product as hypothetical. The record is from RefSeq and is a predicted model, not a curated record. Gene Ontology annotation, molecular function: DNA binding; DNA-binding transcription factor activity, RNA polymerase II-specific; zinc ion binding. The transcript is spliced from 6 exons. Bases 1 to 1737 code for a protein of 578 amino acids. Gene Ontology annotation, biological process: regulation of DNA-templated transcription; DNA-templated transcription. NCBI's taxonomy places the organism in Eukaryota, Fungi, Ascomycota, Eurotiomycetes, Eurotiales, Aspergillaceae. Gene Ontology annotation, cellular component: nucleus.